Molecule: messenger RNA, 1641 nt
Organism: Rhodotorula toruloides NP11
Lineage: Eukaryota; Fungi; Basidiomycota; Microbotryomycetes; Sporidiobolales; Sporidiobolaceae
Product: MFS monocarboxylate transporter
Exons: 11
Coding region: 1-1641 (546 amino acids)
Biological process (GO): transmembrane transport
Cellular component (GO): fungal-type vacuole membrane
Molecular function (GO): transmembrane transporter activity
Source: RefSeq, a predicted model, not a curated record
AUGGCACCACCGCAGGACUCGCGCACCCGCUGGGCGGAAGACGAGCUCACUCCGCCCGUUUCGCCUGCUCCGUCAGCCGCGGUUUCGCGAACUCCGACACUCGUCGACCUUCACGCUCACGGUCUCGCAGCGGCUCGGGCGGAUGAGGCGGCGAAGGGGUUGAAGGAUGAGCAGGAGGACGGAACGAAGACCGCCACUAACGACGGACACCAUCACCCCCAUCUCCCGCACCUCCAUCUGCCGCCUCAUCCGAACCAGCACCUCGAGCGGUACUACCCGGCGGAGCACUACGAGGCAACGAGCGAGAUUGAGCGGGAGAAGGCAGAGGCGCAGCGGAGAGCAGCGGACGGCGGAGCUGAUCCGGAGAAGGCUGCGGAGGGUCAGGCGCUUGCGACGGUUCCCUCAGGAGUGGACGACUAUCCAGACGGUGGCUUCAAGGCGUGGCUCGUCGUCGCUGGCGCGUGGUGCAUCAGCUUCACGGCAUGGGGCUACCCCAACGGUUUCGGCGUCCUCCUCUCCUACUGGAGUCGGAACCAACUCUCCACCUACGCGGAAAGCGACAUCGCAUGGAUCGGCAGCUUCCAGAUCGCCGCCAACCUCUUCACGGCCGUCUUAUCGGGCAAGGCGUUCGAUGCGGGGUACUGCAAGCACUUGCUGGUCGCGGGAUUGUUCGUGUACACGGCAGGCUUGUUCGGCCUCUCGUACGCCUCGACCUACUGGCAGAUCUUCCUCGCACAAGGUCUCGCAUGCGGACUCGCCUCGGGCCUGACCUUCCUCCCCGCCUGCUCCGCCGUCUCGCACUAUUUCAAGAGACGACGAAUGCUUGCUCUCGGCUUCCUCGCAACCGGCUCCUCGCUCGGCGGUGUCGUCUACCCGUCGAUGAUGAACAAGCUCCUCUACCAGGUCGGAUAUGGCUGGACCAUCCGUGCCGUCGGCUUCAUCAACCUCGGCCUGAUCGCCUUCGCCUGCUUCGCCAUCUCCUCCCGUCUUCCGCCUCGUCCGAUGGGACGCAUCACCUCGUUCCUCGACUUUGGGGUCUUCCGCGGCGAGGCGAACAGGGCGUACAGGCUGUAUGUCCUGGGCGCGAGCCUCGUCUGGCUUGGUCUCUAUACCCCGCUCUUCUACUCGGAACAAUACGCCCUCUUCAACGGCGUCCGGAGCAACAUCGCCUUCUACUCCCUCGCCAUGCUGAACGCCACCUCCGUCUUCGGCCGCACCCUCCCAAACUACUUCGCCGACCAGUACGGACCGCUCAACCUCCUCAUUCCCGCGACAACCGUCUCGGGCUUGAUGAUCUUCUUCUGGAUCCCGGCGAUGAUGAAUGCCGCGGGGGUGAUUGUGUGGUCGUUGUUGUUUGGCGCAUUCCAGGGCGCUUUCGUCGCGAUGCUGCCGGCAGCUAUCGCUGCGCUCACGGAGGACAUGCGCACAGUCGGCAUCCGUAUGGCCAUGGCCUUCCUCUGUCAGUCCCUCGCCGCCCUCGUCGGCACCCCUAUCUGCGGCUACGUCAUCUCGUACAACGCCGGCCGAACAGGCUUUAUUGGCGCCGGCAUCCUCUCGGGCGGAGAAGUGUUCGUCGGCGUCGUCUUCAUCGCCUUCGCCCGGUUCGCCGCUGCGAAGCGGAAGGGCACGCCGUGGGUUUGA